This is a messenger RNA of Heterobasidion irregulare TC 32-1, 3114 nucleotides long. RefSeq lists its product as uncharacterized. The coding region runs from base 1 to 3114 and encodes 1037 amino acids. Gene Ontology annotation, molecular function: DNA translocase activity; ATP-dependent chromatin remodeler activity; ATP binding. The record is from RefSeq and is a predicted model, not a curated record. The transcript is spliced from 31 exons. NCBI's taxonomy places the organism in Eukaryota, Fungi, Basidiomycota, Agaricomycetes, Russulales, Bondarzewiaceae. Gene Ontology annotation, biological process: reciprocal meiotic recombination; double-strand break repair via homologous recombination. Gene Ontology annotation, cellular component: nucleus.
AUGUCGUAUUUCCAGAUGCCAGCCCAUACCUCCACUGUCUCUUUGAAGCGAAAGUCCGACGUCGAAUACAGCAGUCGGAAACGGCAAAUCAUUGACACCGAUGAACAGGACUCACACGCAAACACUGGAGUAGGGGAGAGAUAUUGGAUGGUACAAUGGAGAGCUCCGCAGUCUAAAAAGCACAAGACAUGGCAGGGCGACGGUAUCCUCGUUGUGAAUGGACCAAGGGCUACUCUUCUUGAUCAGGAUGGCAAGCUGCUUACAACAGGAAAAACGGGCUCACAGACGAUUUCGGAGGACGCUGAGGUGCAUAUAGGCAACAAAGAACUCCAAAUUGACCGCGUCGUUUCUCGGUCGGAAUACAUGUCUGGGAAAUGCUUUGGGCGCAAUGCUAUAAAUGCCUCCGAAGGGCCAUCGACAACGAACCUCGGCACCUUUGCGAAGAAGUUUGUUCCUCUCAAACCUGUUGCCAUGAACGCGUCCAGAGCGAUUGCCGCAGGGCCAGGCUCCAAAAAGAAGGGUAUAGAGUUGGAACCUGUGAACCUUAUGUCCGGCACUCAGCAUUCCCCAGCGAGCGGUCCAUCUCAAGAGAAAGUUCUAGAACAAAGCUGGACUGCCAACUGGAGAAAGCCUCAACAGAAGAAAUACAAGACUUGGGAAGGAGAUGCCUACGUGAUCUUUCGAGACGGAAAGCUGACCCUGAUCUCUGAGAUUGGUAAAGUCCUUGGGACGAAGUCAUGGGAAGGCCUACGGCUAUACUCUGGUCAUAUCAUGUAUAUCGGUGGCCGAGAAAUACAGCUGGAUGCGCAAAUUCCAUCACACAGACUACCUACGAUCACAGGAAUGUCACCGGAAAUGGAGAACGGAUGUGAUAUCGAGCCUGCCGAGUCCCUUAGCGCCGAUAUAGUGUCACCCUUUCUUGUGCAGGCGCGCGCCUCAGUCCUGCAGUCGCCCAUAAAGAAUUCCAGCUCUUCGAUUAAGCAAUUCAUUCCGCCGACGUCGUUCUAUGGAAAGCCUUCGCCAAAGCUGAGAGCGAAAGGACCAUUACAUGACCCUGAAAUGGAGGGCGCAGUUGUCAUGAAGGCGCCUACUCCAGAACACAUCGCGCGCAAUAAUAAGAAAAACUUGUCGGUGGUCCCUGUUGUGAUAGAUCCUAUUCUUGCCCGCCGACUCAGGCCUCACCAAGUAGAAGGUUCGUUUCACAAUGGCUCAUCAGCAGACAUGUGUGUCAAAUUCAUGUAUGAGUGCGUCAUGGGACUUCGGGAGCAUGAUGGUCAAGGAUGCAUCCUGGCUGAUGAGAUGGGCAUGGGGAAAACCCUUCAGACGAUCUCUCUGGUCUGGACCUUACUCAGGCAAAAUCCGUAUGCUGGGGCUGGUCCCGUAGUUGGAAAGGUCCUCAUAGUGUGCCCUGUCACAUUGAUCACUAACUGGAAAAAUGAGUUUCAUAAGUGGUUGGGAAGAGAUAGAGUGGGGAUAUUUACUGGCGACAAGAAUAAAUCAACGAUCAAGCAAUUCAUCAAUUCGAAGAUCCACCACGUUUUGAUCAUAGGUUACGAGCGUCUGAGGAGCGUUAUGCCGCCCAUUGGCCUGAUAAUUGCAGAUGAAGGACAUAGACUCAAAUCGGCAAAUAACAAAACAUCCACUAUGUUUGAAGCGUUGAAGACGCAGAGGCGUAUCAUUCUGUCCGGUACCCCAAUCCAGAAUGACCUCAGCGAAUUCCAUGCUAUGGCCGAUUUCUGCAAUCCCGGUUUACUGGAUGACUACAGCAAAUUCCGCCGUAAUUAUGAGACGCCUAUCCUCCGCAGUCGCGCACCAGGCUGUUCCGCCAAAGAAGCUGAAAUCGGCGAAAGCCGAUCGGCCCAGUUACAAGCCAUGUCACGCAGUUUCGUUCUUAGGAGAGAUGCCACUAUCUUGAAAAACUACCUACCUCCAAAGAAUGAAUAUGUUGUCUUCGUGACGCCAACUGCUCUUCAGUUAUCAAUAUUCUCCAAGAUCCUGAACCCUGACAAACUCGACAAUAUCAUUCAAGAUUCGACAGCCGAAUCUCUGGCCUUGAUCAAUAUGCUAACAAAGAUUAGCAACAGCCCAAUUCUCCUGAAAGCGGUCGCAGAUAAAGCGAAAUCCAAGGUAAACCAUAGUGGAGAUAAUGUCGCCAAAACCACUGUUGUCCAGGAGGCUGUGAAGCUACUUCCAGAGGGAGCUCGGGUUGAGGAUGUGUCAUUGAGCGGCAAACUUGCUGCGUUAGCCAACCUUCUGCGGCUUAUUCGCAAGAAUACGGACGAAAAGUGUAUCAUAGUCUCACAUUACACUUCGACACUCAACAUCAUAGAAGCUUUCUGCAAGAAGAAAUCCUACACCUACCUCCGGCUCGAUGGGCAAACACCAGCACCGAAACGCCAAGAACAUGUCAACACCUUUAAUAAAACAGUUCAAGAACGCUGUUUCAUUUUCCUCUUAAGCUCCAAAGCUGGCGGUGUCGGAUUAAAUCUAAUAGGUGCAUCGAGAUUAUGCCUCAUUGACUCUGACUGGAAUCCCAGCGAUGGCCAAAAGCGCGAGGUUUUCAUUUACCGCUUUCUAACUGCUGGUACUAUCGAUGAGAAGAUAUAUCAGCGUCAAGUGACGAAGCUGGGACUGAGCAGCACACUUAUCGGCAAUGGAAAAUCGGAAUCUAAAUCGGACUCGUUCACUUCAAAAGAGCUCAGAGAUAUCUUCACAAUUCACCCUCAUACAACCUGCCACACUCACGACCUGUUGGAAUGCACCUGCGAUCGUGACGAUGUAUCUGCUGGAGAUAUAGACCUAACAACCUCUGACAUCAUUGUAGACGAUGAGGAUGUCAAUAUGACCUCUGGGUUCACCGCCGCGUCCAAUAUCAAGGUAGAUAAAAUAGAUAGAGCGUACAUGAAGAAGAAAAAGGCAGAUUUAGCGGCGCUUGGAGAAUGGAAACAUAUCAACUGCCUCCAGGCGGGUGCACGCGACAACAUCAAAGACGAGAUACUACGUCGACUACUUACAGUUGAUGACGUUCCAGGAGGUACACUUUCUUUCUUGUUUGAGAGAGGUUCUAUUGUAUCGAUGGAUGACGACGAGUCGGAAAGAGAUGAUUCUCAGUGA